Messenger RNA from Micromonas commoda, 965 nucleotides. RefSeq lists its product as hypothetical. NCBI's taxonomy places the organism in Eukaryota, Viridiplantae, Chlorophyta, Mamiellophyceae, Mamiellales, Mamiellaceae. The coding region runs from base 69 to 941 and encodes 290 amino acids. The transcript has a single exon. The record is from RefSeq and is a predicted model, not a curated record. Gene Ontology annotation, molecular function: L-ascorbic acid binding; iron ion binding; oxidoreductase activity, acting on paired donors, with incorporation or reduction of molecular oxygen.
GUCGCCACGUGACGUACGAUGGUACCUCGUCGGGCUUCGACGCCGCACAUCCGGACCUCGUCGGGGACAUGACGGACGACCGGAGGCGCGAAGUACACAAGGAGCUCGAGAAAGAGUUGGAGCGGCGCCGGGGCCACUUCGCCGCCGCGAGGCAGAGGCGGGCGUUCAUAGCCGCGAACUACAGACCGUUGCACCCGAAUGUUUACACGUUGCGGGAUGAGUUCGUGGACCCGCGCUGGAUCGAGCUCGCCGAGCUGGCGAGGACCCACAGGAGCAAGGACGCGUUGCUAGAAGCCGCCGCGGGUGUUGUUCGACAGAGGCCAAGGGGAGUGUUCGCCUUCCCCGCGCUGACCCCGAGGUUUUGCGAGCUGAUGCGCGAAGAGUUGGAUCACUUCGAGCGGAGCGAUAUGCCGAGGGCCCACCCGAACACCAUGAACAAGAACGGUCUGUUGCUGUACGAGCUCGGCAUGUACGACGAGCUGCUGACGCCGCUGCUGGAGCGAUACGUAUCGCCAGUCGCCGCCGCGCUGUUUGACGGGGGCGAACGAGAGAUGGCGAACGGAUCCGACUCGCUCGACCACCACAGAUCGUUCACGGUGCGGUACGAGCCGGAGGGUGCGGGGAAGGACGUGGAUCUGGCGUAUCACUUCGACGACGCCGAGAUGACGCUCAACGUGAACCUCGGCGGGCAUUUCGAGGGUGGCGAGCUCCUUUUCGGGGGGUUGAAAUCCGACGGCGACGAGAAGCACUCGGCCAGAUACCCGCACUUUCAUAGGGAGGGCAUCGCGAUCCUUCAUCGAGGAUCGCACUGUCACGAGGCAUUGCCGGUUGAUAGUGGUAAACGCACCAAUCUCAUCAUGUGGUGCCGAAGUUCACAGGUUCGGAUUCGAUAUUGUGCCAUGUGUGGUCGUGACAAGAUAACUACGUCGAAAAUUGAAUAGAGACACUAAUCUUAGCCUAGCCAU